AUCGUCCCGUACUGCACGAUCAGAACGGAAGUCUACCACUGUCCACCAUUCCUUAGCUACACUCCUUCUCAACUUACGGUCUUACUAUCAUGUCCAAAACGCUCAGCAACGGAACGCUCAGUUUGCGUUUUAUGCAAAAUGCUCGACGAGCGAAGCAACAGGCACAAGUAGAAGCGGAACAAGCGAAAAUCAAAGACGAGGCUGAAUGGGAAGUUUCUCAAGUGGUAAAGGAGGCAUGGGGGAUAGGGUCGAGUUCACAAAUACGGUAUGUUCCGUCCUUGAAUUGGUUCUUUGUCAAUAUUCCACUCUUUUUAACGAGUUUGCUCAGGACAAGUGCCAUUACACACGAGGCGUCCUACCUGCCUUUCCUAUUCUCACCUACGGCAGAUGACCAAGGCGAUUCGUCUACUCAGGCUGCUUCAGUUAGUGUACCCAAACUCAAAGGUCGCCGUACAUUUAAUGCCCGUGGCCAAGAGGUCAUAUCGGAAGCUAAAGCGGAGGUGAAGGAGGAAGGCCAGGAACGUGAUCAAGACCCGAAAGAUGCUUCCAAACCUACCAAGCGACCUAGGACUAUCUCCGGAUUCCAAGCUCCCAUCUCGAUCACGAAAACCAAAGACUCGAAACGAACUAAAACGGCACAAAUGCUCAUUCGGGAAGAUACAGGCAAAGGGCUACGAGCACCUCCACCUCUACAGAUGUUCGGAGGCUCUUCCAGGCCACAAUCUACGUCUUCUGAGACUGGGUUCUUGAAACCAUCCGGCGUUGACUCGCCUUCGGCAUCUCGUCAGAAUGGGUUCUCAAACCCAUCUAGCUCGAUGCAAAAACGAAGCAGGGAGACCGAAGAUCCUACCGUAAAGGAGGAGAAGCGGCGCAACAAAAAGAAGAAAGAAGCGUCUUCUUAGACUGCUUUGCGGUUUGUUGAACGCUCUUAUCAUGGGUGCCUUUAUGUUAUGCCCGCGGACUGUCCGCAAGGCCAAUACCCCUUUGAGGCAUUUGUCUGGAUAGCCGCGUCCAUUGGGAAUCAGGUACGUUAUGUUUUAUAUGCGUCUAUCGCAUUGAAGACGUUGAUUGGCCACCAAAUCCUUUACUUACCUCAUUAUCAAAGUGUCAGCCUACACGCUGUGUUCUCCCGCUCCCUAGGCAGACAGUCUCCUGACCGUUCAGGCGUCCGGUCUCAUCCGCAUUGAUUCGAUUUCCCAGGCGCUCCGUCGUUGUGUACAGUACCACACACCCAUGGAAGAUUGUAUACCAGGUGUAUUGGCUUGCAGGUAUUGUAUUGUAUCAUCCAUACUCUGGAUUGGGUACCAGUGUGUAGCGCGUGACCAUAGUUUUGAACUUAUGAAGAGCUUCUAGGGUGGGCAUCGAGGGCCUUGAGGAAACCUUGGUCACUUCUUUUUUCACAUGGCUAUCCCCCCUCAAAGUCCACAAUAUUAACCCUUUGAAAUGAAGCAGAGAAAACUGGGUGAAUAGCUGGGUGACGUAUUUCAGUUCUGCAAUACUAUUGGCCGCUUCUUUGAUGAGGCAGCUAUUGAAUUCUUU
Molecule: messenger RNA, 1539 nt
Organism: Somion occarium
Lineage: Eukaryota; Fungi; Basidiomycota; Agaricomycetes; Polyporales; Cerrenaceae
Source: the annotation of a GenBank genome assembly